GAGCAGAGAGGAGUGACGGAUUGUCACAGAUAGGCAUCCGGGUGUGAUGAGGUUCCUCAGAGAGAGUGGACCAAGCAUUUUGCACAGAUUUGAUGCAUGGCACAUGGCAAAAGGUUUAUCAAUUAGUUGAUGUUUAAUAGCAGGCAUAUUCAGGCCGAUUCGGGGUGUCAGUAUGUCAUACAUCUGCUGACAUACAUCUUAUACAGUAUGUCAUACAUCUGCACUCAGUAUGGAUAUGCUGCUCCUCAUAUUGUGUAUGUGUGUGUAUCCCCUGUCUGGUUUCCUACAACAUCAUCAGGCACUAACCAGAUGAACAACGGCAGUAACGGUAUGGCCGAACAGACGAACCUUCACACAGAUUCCUCUCUCCCCUCAUCCCUCAAUAACAAUCAGAUGAUGCCAGACGGGUCGAACAUAGGCAACACUGUAUUUCCCUACAGAGUUCAAGCCAGAUUCCAAACCCCAAACCCUGCAGCACUGAAGGACAGACGCAUGGAGAACUGGGUUGCUUAUCCGCCUAAGGUGGAAGGGAACAUGUACGAGUCUGCCAACAGCAGGCAUCUACUCUACACUGUCAGAGAGCAGGACCUCGUGCCUGUGUAA
Messenger RNA from Carassius auratus (goldfish), 603 nucleotides. Its product is annotated as CREB-binding protein-like. The transcript is spliced from 3 exons. The record is from RefSeq and is a predicted model, not a curated record. Gene Ontology annotation, molecular function: transcription coregulator activity. NCBI's taxonomy places the organism in Eukaryota, Metazoa, Chordata, Actinopteri, Cypriniformes, Cyprinidae. Bases 130 to 603 code for a protein of 157 amino acids. Gene Ontology annotation, biological process: regulation of DNA-templated transcription.